AUGUCCAGCUCCAACUCUCCCACAUCUCAAACCUCCAACAGCUACGUCGAGCAGACCGUCUCGGUAUUGAGCUCGGUCGCCAGCUACAUGCGUCUGCCUGCGUUGGCUUCAACGGGUCUCGCCGCUGUCCUCACCUCAUUACUUUACUUUAAACAGAAGGCUCUCAUUUACCCGAGUAACAUUCCCGCAAAUUCUCGCUCAGACGUCCCCAAGCCUUCCGACUUUGGCAUCUCAAAUUUCGAAGAACUUUACAUCCCGACCGACGAUGGCGAGAAGCUCUCAGCCUUCUACAUCCGUGGCCCUCGCGGCCACAAGAACUCAAACAUCACCAUCUUGAUGUUUCAUGGCAAUGCUGGCAACAUCGGCCACCGGUUACCCAUCGCUCGAAUGAUCAUAAACUACAUUGGUUGCAACGUUUUUAUGCUCGAGUAUAGAGGCUACGGUUCCUCAACAGGCCAGCCUGACGAGUCGGGUCUCAAUGUUGACGCGCAGACAGGGCUCAACUAUCUGCGGCAGCGGGCCGAGACACGCGAUCACAAGCUCAUGGUUUACGGUCAGAGUCUGGGCGGUGCUGUCGCUAUCAAGCUUGUCUCCAAGAACCAGGAAGCGGGUGAUAUAGCUGGUCUGAUCUUAGAGAACACUUUCCUCUCCAUCCGGAAGCUGAUCCCUUCCGUUGUGCCCCCUGCCAAAUACCUUACCCUGCUAUGCCACCAAGUCUGGCCCAGUGAGUCGGUUCUCCCCAACAUCACAAAGGUGCCUACGCUCUUCAUCAGUGGCUUGCAGGAUGAGAUUGUUCCGCCAAAACAUAUGAAACAGUUGUAUGACCUCUCCGCCGCACCCACCAAGCGGUGGAAGCCUCUCCCAGGUGGUGAUCAUAACUCAAGCGUCCUGGAGGAAGGUUAUUUUGAAGCCAUGUCAGAUUUCAUCGCCGAGGUAACGGGUGAUACACCACAAGAGAAGACACGUUUAAAGCUUCUGGCAUUUGAUGAGGGCGAUCAAAUGGAGGGUGUUGAGCAGGAUAAUGCUGAGAACCACAGUCCUCAGACGAAAGGUGCCGAGGAGAAAUGUAUUGAUGCAAAGAUGACCGAUGCUGAGGUGGACAAGGCCUGCUACAUGAGCCAAGCUGAAUAG
Molecule: messenger RNA, 1131 nt
Organism: Fusarium proliferatum ET1
Lineage: Eukaryota; Fungi; Ascomycota; Sordariomycetes; Hypocreales; Nectriaceae
Exons: 5
Coding region: 1-1131 (376 amino acids)
Cellular component (GO): membrane
Molecular function (GO): palmitoyl-(protein) hydrolase activity
Source: RefSeq, a predicted model, not a curated record